Molecule: messenger RNA, 1575 nt
Organism: Danaus chrysippus (African queen)
Lineage: Eukaryota; Metazoa; Arthropoda; Insecta; Lepidoptera; Nymphalidae
Source: the annotation of a GenBank genome assembly
AUGAAUAGCUCAGAGAUGCAUUGCGCGCCCGACUAUCAUCUUGGACAUGUCGUUUUGGAACACUCCAAAUUACAUGGAGAUACUGUUUGUCAGAUCGAUGCAGCAACAGGCGAUGAAGAGACUUAUUCUUCGGUUGUCUCUCGGUCUAUACGAUUGGCAAGAGCCUUAAGAAACUAUGGACUUAAGCCGGGGGAUGUUGUGGCUAUCGGUGGAAGGAACCAUUUAGAUCUCCACAUACCAGUUUAUUCAGCUCUCUAUGACGGUUUACCCAGUGUUGGUGUUGAUCCCUACUUCAAAUAUGACGAAGUCCGUACUCUAUUUAACUUGACCAAACCUAAAAUAGCGUUUUGUCAGAAUGAACAUGUAGAAGUGUAUAAUAAAGCAGCGAGAGAUCUGGGCUUGGAACUCAAGAUAGUGACUUUUGAUGAUGGGAACUGCACAAUGUCGGAGUUCGUCAACAAAUAUGACACAAACGAACCCUUGGAUGAGUUUCAGGUUGCGAAAAUCGAUGUGGAUAAAGUGAAUGCAUUCCUUGUGAGCACAAGUGGUACUACUGGAAAGGUUAAAGUGGCAGCUUUCAAUCACCAGCCGUUUAUGUUGAAGUGGCUCAAAGUACUUAAAAUGUCGCGAAUGGUUAAGGGUCACAAAGGUACAAUGUUAAUAUCACCAAUACACUGGAUAUCUACGUGCUUCACAAUCUUCUCAACUCCUCUGACAGGUGACACAAAGAUACAAACAUCAAAACCUGAUGAUUUUGAUCACAUAGUGUACAUCAUUAACAAAUAUAAGCCGAGAAACGCUCUAAUGAGUCCAACACUGAUGUCCUACUUGAUGACCAGAAAGGACGUUGACUUGGAGUGCUUCAGAUCAAUCACGGUCACCGGUUCGAAGAUAUAUCCUGAUGUUUUCGAAAAAUUCAAGGCUCUAUUAUCAAAAGAAGCAGUCGCAUCUAUCGCGUAUGGACAAACAGAGAUGCUGGGUCCUAUUCUGCUGCCGAACCCAAAAGGCCCCAGCGGUAAUUGCGGCCAACCUCUGCCCUUCUAUGAUGUUAAGUUAAUAGAUCAGGAAACUGAAACUGAAAUCAAAGAACCUCAUGUGACAGGAGAGAUGUGGGUGAAAGGACCCUGCUUUACGGAAUACUAUCAAGAUCCAGAGGAAACAGCGACGGCUUUUACCCCAGACGGUUAUUUUAAGACCGGAGAUCUUUUAUACAGAGAUGAACAAAAUAAUUACUUCUAUGUAGAAAGAAUAAAAGCUCUCAUUAAGUAUAGGAAUUCACAUGUGAUACCGAUAGAGUUGGAGGAUAUUAUACGCAAACAUCCGAGUGUGAAGGAUGUAUGCGUCAUAGGUGUCAGCGAUCCUAUGGACGGUGAACGGCCGGUGGCUUGUGUUAUAAAACAACAGGGUAUGGAGAUCACGGCUGAGGAGGUCAAGGAUUUGGUAGCCAGUAAAUUAUCUAAAAACAAAGAAUUACGAGGCGGCGUCGUGUUCCUGAACGCAUUCCCACAGACGUCGUCCGGAAAACUUGCGAGGGCGAAACUUUUGAAAGUAGUCAUGAAUUCUAAAAGGGAAUAA